GCGACAAACCCCCUGAACAAGGACCUGGACUGGGAUGGCAUCAAUGCUUUCUGCGAGCAGCUCAAUAAGGAGCUAGAGGGUCCUCCACUUGCUACCCGGCUUCUUGCCCACAAGAUCCAGUCUCCGCAGGAAUGGGAAGCUAUCCAGGCCCUCACGGUGCUGGAGUCCUGCAUGAAGAGCUGUGGCAAGCGCUUCCAUGACGAGGUGGGCAAGUUCCGCUUCCUCAAUGAACUCAUCAAAGUGGUGUCACCCAAGUAUCUUGGCAGCCGGACACCAGAAAAAGUGAAGUCGAAGAUCCUGGAGCUGAUGUACAGCUGGACAUUAGGGCUGCCUCACGAGGUGAAGAUCUCAGAGGCCUACCAGAUGCUUAAGAAACAAGGGAUCGUGAAAUGUGACCCAAAACUGCCUGACGAUGCUCCUUUUCCACCUCCUCCACCUCGGCCCAAGAACAUCAUCUUUGAUGAUGAAGAGAAAUCCAAGAUACUGGCUCGUCUGCUGAAAAGUUCCCAUCCCGAGGAUCUCCGGGCUGCCAACAAGCUCAUCAAGGAGAUGGUUCAGGAGGAUCAGAAGCGCAUGGAGAAGAUCUCUAAAAGGGUGAAUGCCAUCGAGGAGGUGAACAACAACGUGAAGCUGCUGACAGAGAUGGUGACAAACUACAGCAGGGGGGAGACAACAGAGAGCAAUGAGGACCUAAUGAAGGAGCUGUAUCAGCGCUGUGAGCGCAUGAGACCCAUGCUUUUCCGUCUCGCCAGUGACACAGAAGACAAUGAUGAAGCUCUGGCGGAGAUCCUGCAAGCCAAUGACAAUCUGACACAGGUGAUCAAUCUCUACAAACAGCUUGUGCGGGGAGAAGAGAUCAAUGGGGAGACAGUGGCCGGUCCCCUUCGAGGCAGCUCCUCAGCGCUUCUGGAUCUGUCAGGCCUGGACCUUCCAGCAACAGGCCCUUCCUACCCAGCCUUGCCCACUCUUUCAGGUGGUUCAGCAGUCCCUGUGACUGACCAAGCUGGCUCUGUCUCCUUGCUGGAUGAUGAACUCAUGUCUUUGGGCCUGAAUGACCCAGCACCGCAUCCUGCUCAGGCUGCUGACAGCAGUGGCUGGAACAGCUUCCAGUCAUCAGAUAGCAACGAGCUCGGUAUUGCCCCUAUCAUGGCAACACCACCAGUCAAAGCAGAUGCUGGCGCAUCCUCCCCCAACCCUUCUCCUCUUACCAGUGGCUGGGAUGACCUGGACCUCCUGGGCAAGACUCUGCUGCAACAGUCACUGCCUCCAGAGUCCCAGCAAGUGCGAUGGGAGAAGCAGCAGCCACCCCCCCGGCUCACCCUGAGGGAUCUCCAGAACAGGAGCAGCUCUGGCACCACAGCCCACAAUCCCAGUGCUCUGCCUGUGCUCCAGAGCAUUUCCCCCAACCCACCACGGCCUCCUGCCACCACGCUGCCCCAGGAGAUCUCGCUGGCCAACAUCACUGUGCCUCUGGAGUCAAUCAAACCCAGCAGCAUCCUCCCUGUGACUGUGUAUGAUCAGCACGGCUUCCGUGUCCUCUUCCACUUUGCUAAGGAUUCCCUGCCCGAGAGGCCCGAUGUGCUGGUGGUGGUGAUUUCUAUGCUUAGCACGGCCCCGCAGCCCAUCCGCAACAUCGUCUUUCAGUCUGCCGUCCCCAAGGUGAUGAAGGUGAAGCUACAGCCUCCCUCAGGCACGGAGCUGCCAGCGUUCAACCCCAUUGUCCACCCCAGUGCCAUCACACAAGUCCUGCUGCUUGCUAACCCACAGAAGGAGAAAGUGAGGCUACGGUACAAGCUGACCUUCACCAUGGGAGAGCAAACCUACAAUGAAAUGGGGGAUGUGGACCAGUUCCCCCUGCCUGAGUCCUGGGGAAACCUCUAG
This is a messenger RNA of Mesitornis unicolor (brown roatelo), 1881 nucleotides long. RefSeq names its product golgi-associated, gamma adaptin ear containing, ARF binding protein 1 (gene GGA1). The record is from RefSeq and is a predicted model, not a curated record. The coding region runs from base 172 to 1881 and encodes 569 amino acids. Gene Ontology annotation, biological process: intracellular protein transport; vesicle-mediated transport. Lineage: Eukaryota; Metazoa; Chordata; Aves; Mesitornithiformes; Mesitornithidae. The transcript is spliced from 17 exons. Gene Ontology annotation, cellular component: trans-Golgi network. Gene Ontology annotation, molecular function: small GTPase binding; phosphatidylinositol binding; ubiquitin binding.